Messenger RNA from Lactuca virosa, 996 nucleotides. Lineage: Eukaryota; Viridiplantae; Streptophyta; Magnoliopsida; Asterales; Asteraceae. The record is from the annotation of a GenBank genome assembly.
AUGGAAGACUCAAAAUCCGCUGCAUCAGUGAAGGAGGAAUGGAGGAACAACUUACGCAAUGCGAAGAAUAGAGAUAUAUUUGAGAUCAUCAAGACAGCGAUCGUGUUGGCUGCUUCUAAUCGCCCAACGGAGUUCCAAAUUAGAAGAGACAUGAUUGCUCAAACUCUCUUCUUCGAUGAUCAGUUGAUCAAGCACUCUGAAUGUGAUAAGUGUAAGAAUCAGAGCCCCGACGUCAGUAAUGAAAGGGAAGACACGUUGAACACUUCUGUUGUGCUUAAUGAAGAAAGCCGGGAAAGGAGCAACAGCCAGGGAAAGCCACCGAUAGAGAAGCAAAUCGUACCCACCUGCAAACAGCAACAGCAACAGCCGACGAUGGUGAACACAUUGAAGUCCAAUACGGAAACGAAGUUUCAAAUUCCAAAAGUUAACGAUGAUCUUGGUCCUAGGGUUUACAGUCAGGGAGUUGCUGAGGUCCUGAGGAUGAAAAAGAUUCUUGAAAGGAGUGGAGAUGAAUCUGAAUCUGUAGUAGUAGUGUGGGAUUUGUUAACGAAACUUCAAUCCAUGGAGUUAACUAUGAAAACUCUGGAGACAACGAAGAUUGGGAGAACCAUAACCACUCUUAAAAAGCAUCCAUCCGAAAAAGUUCGCCAGAUUGCUGUGAAACUCGUGAAAGAAUGGAAGCGCACAGUGGAGGAAUGGAUCAAGAAAGAAUCAAACCAUGUCGAACUAAAAUCCCAACAAGUAAACCCAAUCAAUCUGGAUAUGAACACGAAGAGGAAGUUGGAAGGUUCAGAAAAAGAUGCAAAGAUUGGAAAUGGCGGAGUGGUAGAAUCGUUGGUGAAAUUUGAAGCAACAAAGAGAAAGAUGCAAGAAGUGUAUGCGAAAGCAGAAAACAUGAAGAAGAGAAGAACAGAAGUGAUUGAGCUGCAUGAAGCCCUUCUCCUCCCAUGCAUUGACGGCAACAGAAGAAAGGUUAAUUGGCGCCGGCGAUGCUGA